Paramacrobiotus metropolitanus is the source of this 2943-nucleotide messenger RNA. Its product is annotated as exportin-2-like. The transcript is spliced from 21 exons. Gene Ontology annotation, molecular function: small GTPase binding; nuclear export signal receptor activity. The record is from RefSeq and is a predicted model, not a curated record. Lineage: Eukaryota; Metazoa; Tardigrada; Eutardigrada; Parachela; Macrobiotidae. Gene Ontology annotation, biological process: protein import into nucleus; protein export from nucleus. Gene Ontology annotation, cellular component: cytosol; nuclear envelope. The coding region runs from base 1 to 2943 and encodes 980 amino acids.
AUGUCGAAUGACGGCGAUUUUUUACGGCUCUGCCUGCAGUGGACGUUGCUGCCCGACACAACCCGUCAGCAAGGCGAGAUGGCUCUGCUGCAGCUGGAACAUCGUGAGGACUUUGGACCGCUCCUGGUGUCGAUUAUUGAUGAUCCAUCCUGUGCAUUAGACAUCCGUGCGGCCGCUGCCGGAGUGCUGAACAACUACAUUCGCAAAUGCUGGCCGGAACCCCAUAAAGCGCAAAGUGUGCUGGUUCCCGCUGCCACCUGCGACUACCUGAAGCAGGAAUUGGUUCCUCUCAUGUAUCGUGUCCCGCAAAUCAUUCAACAGAACAUCAGCGAAACUAUCACCGGUAUUGCGAAGAUUGAUUUCCCAACGAACUGGCCUGCUUUGAUAACUGACCUCACAGCCAGAUUCGACGCAAAGGAAUCUGAUAUCGACGCCAUUCUGGCGUCUCUACGCACUGCCCACGGCCAUUUUAAGCAUUAUCGUGUCGCCUGCAAAUCGCCAGCCCUAGUGGAAGAAAUCCUUCAUGUCGUGGAUAAGUUCGCCACCAAGUUCACAAUGUUAUUCGAGGGAAUUAUCGCCGACAUUCCGAAUCUGAAGGAAUUAUCUCGUGAGGAUUCGCAUGCGACGGUCACCCUGAUUAAAGCGUUCCAUGUCGUUCUGUUCUGCUGUAAAAUCUACCACAGCUUGAUUUUCCAAGGAUUUCCCGAGUUAUUUAUCCAGAAUUUCCACGCCUGGAUAUCCAAUUUUAACACACUUUUGUAUUACGAAAACAGCGAUCUGCGCGCUGACAAUGAUGAUGAGCCGGGUGUUCUGCGCAAUAUCCAGUCGGAAAUCUGUGACAUUCUCACCCUGCUGGCUGUUCAGUAUGACGUUGCUUUUGAUCCUUAUGCGGCACAGUUUGUGCAGAGCGUUGUUACGCUGACGACGAAGGCCACACCGUGGAUGCAGGACGACCAGCUGGUCCUGAGCUCCAUGGAAUUUCUGAGCGCAGCACUGGCGCAGGAUGUAUUUCGCAAUGUGUUUAAUGGAAAAGGCUUACUCGAGGCCGUUUGUGAGCAGAUCAUCCUUCCAAAUAUGCAGCUGCGCCCGUCGGAUACGGAUGACUUUGAUUCCCAGCCGGAAGAAUGUAUCCGUCGUGAUAUUGAAGAUUCAGAUAUCCCAACACGCCGCCGAGCCGCUGCUGGUCUGGUGCGCGCUGCCAUGAUAUUCCACGAGAAGCGCGUUACGGACUGCUUGCUGGCCUGCACCGAGAAGUGGUUAAGUGAAUAUCAGAAAGAUUCCCAUGGUAAUUGGCAGAUGAAAGUCUGUGCCAUUUUCCUUACGAUGGCCUUGGCUGCGAAGGAGCAACGGCCACGGCUUCCGGUGGAAAUGCUGGUCUCCUUCUUCCCGGCCGUGGUCCGCCAUUUAGAAUCGCCGUAUACGGCGGUGCACACCUACGCCGCACACUGCCUGGAACGACUGCUCUCCCUGAAAGAGCGGAGCACGGGGCGGUUGCGCCUCACACCGCACCAGCUGCCGCUCUAUCUCGGCGCACUGGAUCGCACCGCCUCCCUGAAUCCUCUGCCACCCCGGACGCUCUUCUCGCAUCUGCUGGCCUGUCGCUGGACUAGUCCGCCGGAUGACGCCCAUCCCCGUGGACGACUGGAUGAGAACGAAUACGCCAUGAAAUGUACACGCACUACGCAGUUGCUGGCAACGGUGAACCGUGGUCACUUUCCUGCUUCCUUAGGUGUUAUGCGAGCACUGUCCUUCUUCCAGUGGAGCAGCGAAAUGGGGCCGCAUUUGAUGGACAUUGUGCCCCAACUGCUGCAGCGGAUGGACAAUGCGAUCAUAGCCAGUACCACAAACAAUCCAUCUCUCAUGCAAAAUCCGGGAAAUGCGCGCUACGCUCAUUAUGUGUUCGAAUCCACGGCAUUAUGCAUCCGCAUAGCUUGUCGAGAGCGCGCGCCUCUUGUACAAGUACUGGAACAGGGCUUACUAGCCGGCGCAACCGUUGUUCUGCAGAAAUCAGUCGAAGCAUGCGUCCCGUACGUGUUGCAACUGUUGGCCCAACUACUGGAGAGUCGAGCCGGCAGCGGUGACGUUCCCGCCGACUACCUGCUGCUACUGGAUCGGCUAGCGCUGUUGUACCCGGCAUCGCUGCGCGGCAACGAGGCGCUGCUGCCGUCGCUGGUCCGCCUCGUGGGCGCCUACUUCCAGGCCAACGCCCAGCAAGUGGUCGGACAACUGAAGCCGGCACUGGGCCUAUUCAAGAUGCUGGUGACGAGCCAGAAGUACGACCACGAAGGAUUCAACCUCUUGCGACCCAUCAUCGACAACACUCCACGAGACAGUUUGCAGGAGCAUCUAGCAGGGAUCUUUACCCUCUUCUUCCAGCGCUUGCAGUACAAUCUGGUGCCGACACUGUACCUCAUGGUGGUGCGGCUGGGAACGGCCGCCUUCAUUUCCAGUGCUGAUACGGUACAGCCGAAUAUUUUUGCCAUGUUGUUGGAUCGCAUUAUGCUGCCGGAAGUGCUAAAGGUGCAACGGCGGCUGCCUCGGAAGCUGUGCAUUGUCGGCUGUGUGGCGCUGCUGACCGAUACUGUCCACGUGUUGGACGGCGUCUACGAUUCACGUGGCGAAUUUUUACUGAUGAGCAUCCUGGAAGCUUGCGUCAAGUUGACUCAACGGCCUCCGGAAAAGGAGAAUGUGGAAGAUGCGCAUUCAUUUGAGGUGGCACGGGCCACUGCGCCGCAUCAACUGGUGUUCGCCAGAAAGGCCGAAGGAGACUACGUCAGCGGUGUGGUUAUGGAUGACAGCCAGAAACUUCUAGCCACACAGCUGGCCAGCUUAACCCUUAGCCGACCGGAAACGGUGCGCGCCAGACUGCACGACUGCUCUGUUCCCGAAGUACGGAAGUUUGUUGACCGCUACUGUCCGAUGGCCAGCGUGACCCUUACAUAA